CGGACGGAAAAAUGUCAGGUCUCAUGAUGGAUAUACACUGGAGAAAUGGUCUGUUGGAUCUACUAAAGGUAUUACUUUGAGAGAAUUUGAUAAUUAUAAUUAUGGUAUUAGUAAUAAAACUAAGCAUAGUUAUAAUUAUGGUCUUUACGUUGAUAUGGAUGAUAAUAUUUAUUUAUCAGACAUGAUUUAUCAUUAUGUUCUAAAAUUUUCUCCAGAGCAGAACUCUGCUACAAUUGUUGCUGGUAUUAUGAAUGGAAAUGGCAGUGGUCUGCAUCAAUUAAAUGAACCAGGACAAAUAUAUGUUGAUAAUUUUGGUAAUAUUUAUAUAGCUGAUUCAUUGAAUCAUCGUAUACAAAAAUGGACACCAGGAGCAAAACAAGGAAUUACUGUUGCUGGUGGAAAUGGACAAGGUUCACAACCAAAUCAAUUAAAUACACCACAAGGAGUA
Adineta ricciae is the source of this 448-nucleotide messenger RNA. Lineage: Eukaryota; Metazoa; Rotifera; Eurotatoria; Adinetida; Adinetidae. The record is from the annotation of a GenBank genome assembly.